Carya illinoinensis is the source of this 1809-nucleotide messenger RNA. Its product is annotated as ribosomal RNA-processing protein 14-C-like. Lineage: Eukaryota; Viridiplantae; Streptophyta; Magnoliopsida; Fagales; Juglandaceae. Bases 378 to 1469 code for a protein of 363 amino acids. Gene Ontology annotation, molecular function: DNA binding; RNA binding. The record is from RefSeq and is a predicted model, not a curated record. The transcript is spliced from 3 exons. Gene Ontology annotation, biological process: ribosomal large subunit biogenesis; ribosomal small subunit biogenesis. Gene Ontology annotation, cellular component: nucleolus.
ACCAUCGUACUUCCAAAGGUUUUUGUUCCAAACCUCCAACGACAUCUAUCGGCCGCGCCUCUCUUCCUCGCGCUGUCUCUCCCCUGAGCCCCCAACCCAGAGGCCAACGUAUUCGGCUCUUUUCCCUGCUGUUAAACCGAUUGAUACCGAAGGGGGAAAAAGCAAAAUUUCACUGAUGUCUUUCUUUCAAAGAGAACUAAAUGGAAAUGUACGCUGGUACCUGAAAAAAGCUCAAGUAUUUUCAAGGGGAUAAACUUUGUUGCGCGAAGAGCAUCUUGUCUGCAAUUUAGCAUUCUUAACUGAAUGAGGUCAUUAAGCUUACGAUCUUCUGUGGUUUUCCUUCUCGAUAACAGAAAUAGAGAAAGGAAAUUUAUGUAAUGGAAAAUUCGAACAAAUACAUAGAUUUGCAAUAUGCAAUGAUGAAGAAAAAAAGGCAAAAGUUGAUAACCGAUUUUAAACCUGAUACCGAUUUGAAGUCUAUCAUUCAUCAUCAUUCUCUGUUCUUUGACAAGUUAGUUGAGUUAAUCCCCGCAAAGUUCUAUCUGCCCAAUGAUGAUAAGGAUAAGCCAUGGUUUCAGGGCCUCAGCAAGGCCGAAAAGGCUUUGGCAAAGAAGGAAUCAAGGGAGAACAUUAAAAAAGCUCGAAGAGAUCGUUUGGAUCCAGAAAAGUCUUCUGCAACAACCCUUGAUUUGCUAAAGCAAAGUUUGGAGAAAGAACAAUUGAAUGAUAGUGAUGAUGAGGAAAUAGAAAUCAAGCCUAUUCUUUCUGGCAUUGAAGGUGAAGAUAAUAAUCGGCAGGUGACAUUAGAGGAACUUCGGCAACGGCUGCAUCUAAAAAUUGAACAGUCUAGAGCAAAUAGGAAUUCCGAAGAUUCCAACAGAGCAAAGAAAAGGAAUGAGAGAGAAUACAGAAAAGGAAUUCAGCAGAAGAAAUGCAAGAGAGACAAUGACGAAAAGAAACCAACAGCUAGUAGUUCUGCAGAUCAAAUUGGUAAGGAUAUAGCAGAGGCUUCAAAGGAACUUGCAUUUACUCAUGUCAAACUUGGGGAUGAGGAAGAGCAUGGAAAGAAGAAGAAGAGGAAACUUUCAAAGAUGAAGGAGCUUGAAAGGGCAAAGAAAAUGAAAGAAGCGAGGGAAGAUCCUGAGAAAGGUCUGGUUAUCUCAAAGAAGCAUUCGUGGAAAGCGGCAACGAGUAGAGCAGCUGGGAUUAAAGUUCAUGAUGAUCCAAGUCUGUUGAAAAGGAGUAUACAAAAGGAGAAGAAGAGGCAUCAGAAGAAUGCUGAGAAAUGGACGGAGAGGGUGCAGACCACACGGAAGAUGAAAGCAGAUAAACAGCAAAAGAGGUCAGAAAAUAUAGCACAGAAGAUUCACGAGAAGAAAAAGCGUCGAAUUGCAAAGAGAGAGAAAAAGCUAAUGCGUCCUGGAUUUGAAGGUCGAAAGGAAGGUUUUAUAAAUGAAGGUUCAGGUUAAGUUCGUCCUCCUGAAGUUUAUGAGUUUCUGCCUCUUAUAGUGCCUUUUUCCCUUUACUCUUAAAUCAAUUGCCAUAAACAGGACAUCAAAAUUCAGGGAAAAUCUUAUUUCGGGGAUUCUGUUACAUAGAACCCCCCCCCCUCUUCUUCUCUUCCUAUUUCUCUGUUUAACUACUAGUAGAUCAGUGCUGUUGAAGAAUCCACUUUUAUAUGUUUGUGGCUGAUGUCAAAUGGUGUUUUUUUUAGCACGAAGGAAGUUUUCUUGUUUGAAUAUCAACUCUGUAUGUUAAUUGAGGUUUCAAUGCUUCUAACUAAUGAAAUUGAUCUUUGAUGCUUCACCA